CACUUACAGGCAUCUCAUAAGAGAGACCAGGAUCAAGUUUUAGGCUUUAAUUUUUAACUUUCAAAGUUCGUGUUUGGCUUGAAACAUCUUAACAUGUGUUGCUAAAACAUGAGUCCUAGAAUUUAAUUUAUAUGUUGUGAUUUUGAAGUCAGAUUUUCGCUGCGCAACGUGGUGGAAUUUCCCGGAACUACAGCUGAAAAAUCACCAUAAACCUAGGUAUACUUUAUCGAUGACCAUGGCAACACGAAGAGAUCGAUAUUGUGCGAGAGAGUACUUGACGCGCGGUGCUGAAGAGGCAAGGGUGAAUUAUCGAUCGUGGCACGCGCGGCGUGGCGCCCCCGUGAUGAGGAGGAGAGGGGUGGUGCUGUGCUCAUGCUGCUUUGUCCCUGUCAUUCAGUCGGACUUUACCCUUCACAGCAGUGGCUACCCUGUCAGGCUCCGAUUCAAAAACAGAUUUAUGAUGAGAGCAGAUUGAGAUUCCUAGUAUGCAUAUUGUUGCGAACUUAUUGUUAAUCACUACUUUACUCUUAAAAUUAUCCAUCGGCUUUUCCCAUCUUACGUCGACACAGUGACAUGAUAGUUCAGAACGACCGAACCGAAUAUGUCGACCCUGCGGAGGAUAAUGAGGGAAUGUCUACUUGCCCACUUCUCCUUGGAUGCGCAGACAACUGGACUUGGGACAAAGAAAAUCGUAGCCCAGAGGUGCGGCUUCAUGGCCCGGGACUUAGAUACGUCCAAUUCCAUCCUCACUGGAGCAGCGGGACAGCAGGUGUAAGGGGAACUAGAGCUCUGAAUAACGGCAGAUACUACUGGGAACUCCAAAUAUCGCAGAGGAUUUUUGGAACGAGCAUGAUGUUCGGAGUGGGAACAAAACAGGCACGGUUACACGCAGCUUCUUUUGUCAACUUAGUUGGUGAAAAUCAGCAUAGUUGGGGCCUUUCACAUAAAGGUCUUCUAUGGCAUGGAGGCUAUAGAAAAGUUUAUACGAAGCCCUUCAGAGAGAAUGAAGCCACUAUUAUAGGAAUUUUAUUUGAUGGUAUCAAUGGAACUCUUACAUACUAUAAGGACGGUAAAAAUUUAGGUAUUGCUUUUAGUGGUCUACAAGAUGUAAAAGAAGCCCUUUAUCCUAUGGUCUGCUCAACAGCAGCCAAGACAGAGAUGACUUUAAUGUUUAUGAGACGAGACUUUGUAAAUCUACAAGAUAGAUGUAGAGCCGUAAUUUUAAAAACCAUUAACAAUAAUCAACAAACUUUAGAACAAUUACAAUUACCUAGUAUGAUUAAAAACUACCUUUCGGAACCAUUAGGAAGGAAAAAUAGAACGGCAGGAGCAAAUAACAAAAAUAAAAAGGCUGCAAGUCAUUCAAGUUACUACUGUGAUUUUUAGCAGCUGAAUCACCAUGCACGCAGUCUUUAAAAGUGAUGGAAAACCUCCUUUCGAAUUUAUUUCUCUCACCAAAAUGAUAAUAAUGUGUAGGAGGUAUAGUUCAAUUGAAUUUGUAUAAUUAAGUUUUAAUCAUCGAACUGAAUUUUUAAAACCGUUUUUAUAAUUUCUCCCGAACUUUUUAUGCAGCUGAUUUGACGAGGUUGGUACAUGGGUACAUUUUUAUCUGGUUAAACAUGAAUGUGUGUCCUAAAAUCUUCUCAACGUUAUAUGUAGGUAUGUGUGCCGGAAAGAAUAAUAUAAUGGGCCUGUUCGGCUGGUGAGGGGUUGGCUUAAAAAGUUUGCAUUUAGAGUAAAAUUUUACCAGAAGAACGAUGAGCACGAUAAAAACGUUUGAAAAAAAUUUCUAAGGGGAGAAAUGACGAUUUUAAAAUCGUACCACUCAAAAACGCUACCUAUUUGAAUCCGGGCUGUUGGCGCGAACGCUGAAGGCUGACGUCACACAUUAGGUGACCCUUGGUUUAUUUUGAGUUAGUCCAAACAAUAUGGUGCUGCCCGGUUUGUUUCUUAGCUAAAUUUUCUAUUUUUGACACUACAUUGUGAAGCAGGGGUAAAAUUUGACGAGAAAUUCAUUGAAAACUCGGUUUCGUCCGAAACUAACUCCUUCUUGAUGAAAAGAGGCGUUACAGAUCGUGAAUUUUAUUCACCGGGCGACGGCGACUGAGCAUCGGCCAUCGGAACGACGGGCUCGUAAACAAACGGAGAUUGAUGACAGGAAGGAUCCAAACAACUUGAAAUACUUUAAUUGUCUUUAAUUUUAAACCAUAUUUUCGACUUCCACAAAGCAUUUGAUAAUCAUUUCCAUCGUAUUUUACAACUCGGAGCUUCAGUCUGUUGGCUCAUUGUUAAGUGCAUUCUGAAACAGAAAGUCAGUUCUCACAAGUUCAAACCCUGCCAUUCUUUUCUUUGAUCAUUUUCUUUUCAUUUUCGCCUCAAAUACAGUGUUUUGUAGUUUCCUUGUCUAAGUAAAGUAGGUAUAUGUGGUUUUGAAUUCAUGCAAGAGUUUGAAGUUCACCUUGUUUUUAGUAUUACAGCCUCUUGACCCCUCAAACUUUACCGAUAUGAUUUCAUGUAGUUUAAGGUUCCUCUGGUCCCAACCAAGUUACACAUCAAAGAUGUGCCCUGGUUCUUCAAAUUAGCAGUCUAGAAGUAAAGUAGAGACUAUACAAUAACUUAAUCCCGUCCUGCCCCUUUCUUCAGUGUUUGUUCGUGUCUGUCCUUUACGCGUGACCACUCUAGUACAUACACAGGUACUUACUGUAGGUUACAUGGGUAUUAUCGCCUAAUUUUCUAUUAGCAGGACCUUCUCUCAAGAGUCCUAAUUUAUCAAAGGAAUUCCACCAGUUGCAGAUAAUUUUGUGCGUAAUUAAUGAGUGAAUACCUGCUUGUGGUGACUCAAAGUUUCUCAGAUCCGUCUUAAGUGGGUUUUGCAGGUAGGCAAUCACUUUUGCCAGAUAAGAUUCCUGCUCUCGCAGCUUCUCAUUAAAGAAACUUUGAGCUGUGAUUCAUCAAUAAAUGAAACUCAUGGUGUCAUUUAUCAUCAAUCAGUUUAAAGCUACUUCGACUAUGAAUCAUCAAAGGUCCGAUUGAAGAAGAAAUUUUCCGGUGAUAAGUGCUGGUGUGGCUGAAUCGAGAUUACUUCCUAAUAAUCUCGGACAAAAUCGAGUGUUUAAAUGAAUUUCUCGUACAAUUUAACCCCUGAUUCACAAUAUAGUGUCACAAAUAGAAACUUUAACUAAAGAAACAAACCAGGCAUCAGCAGCCAUAUUGUGCGGACUAACUCGCGAAAUAAACCAAAGGGUCACCUAAUGUGUGACGUUUUAAAAUGGCGUCAAGCGCGUGGCGCCAACAAUGAGGAUUCAAAAAGCGUUCCAGAGACCUUCAAUUUUUGGUGUUUUUAAAGUAAGAUUUCUCAGAGGGCUCAAAAAAAUCUGCAUGAAAAAAAAAAUCCAGUUUACUCACUUCACCUAGUGCUUUCAUAGUAUGCAAUUAAAAAAUUCAGUCGAACUGGCCCAUUGAAAUUAUCAGAACCUUCUCAGUUUACUCUGCAGCUUAAUUCACAUCAGGAAUGUACAUAUCUAAUAAAAAAAGACAGCAAGUUUCACCGCAGCUUUUUGAAUAUCAUAGUGAUAAUGCAGGGAAGAGAAUAUUUAAUCUAUUUUAUUUUAUUUUCCUCCCUAACAUAAGCUAAAUGAAAUACACAUCAUAAACCAACCUGUGUUCAAUGUCUCUGUAUAAAUGAAUAAAAUUGAAUCAUAAGUUUGUAUUUAAAAUUAGGGUCAAUUUCUUAAGGUAACCAUCGAAGGCAACAACUAGGUAUCUCUUAAACGUUAUGCUCCACAAAGAACCGAGAUGUUAUGAUCUUAUCCAGAUUUCAAAUGACUUUCCUGUUAAAAAAAUUUCCUAAAUACGUAGGUAUUUCUCAGUUUGAUGCACUCAUCUUCCCUUAUGCAUGUUUUAGUCCACGAUUUUGGAGUUGGAAGGUCGAGCAAUCAAUUAUGUUCCUAGUUCAGUUUCAGUACACUGUUAAAGUUCAAGUUCUAGAAAUGUUUCGUUUAUCUUUGUCCAACCAUUUGUGAAAUUAUCUUUGAAAAUUUAUUUCCUCCAUCAAAGUGAUUCCUGAUUUCACUUUCGCUCUGAAUUAUUUUGGUAAAGGGGUUUGAACCAGUAGUAGGAAAAUGGGAACUUGAGCCCAAAAGUUUUUAGCCAAAUUGUGCAGAAAAAUACGAAUUAAAUUACAGUGGUGUAUGGUGAUUAUUCUUCAAAAUGGCAAACCUAUAAAAAAGAAGUAUUAUAUGUUGCCCCUUCAAUAAGCGGGUUAUGCAAUGGUACAUGUAGCCCCUUCAAUCUGCGGGUUAUGCAAUGGUGUGUGUUACCCCUUCAAGAUGGUGGUUAUGCGACAGCGUUGCCGGAUAGUGCACUUAGAUAAAAUGAUUUAAAUAUCGGUGAAAUUUUGCAACAUAGAACUUUACAGUGUUGCCAGAUGGGGCAAGAAAUUCGGAUUUUUGGACUUCGGUAAAAAAUUUUGGCAUCGAUAGACCGUCUCCUCCAGUAUGGGUCUAGUAUCGGAAACUGGAGAGUAGGGUCUGAUUCGGGAAAUUGAAAAAUUGUCGGAAAAUUGCCCUCCUCCGAUCCGCCGCGGACCGAUGCGAUUCUUUUACACUAUCGAAGAUCGGAAAACUGUGCGGACCGAAUUUUGAUACGACUUUUUGUUUUCGAGAUUUUGGACUUGUAAAAUUUUCGGCAUCGAUAGAGACCGUCUCCUCCAGUACGGGUCUGGUAUCGGAGGCUGGGGAGUAGGGUCUGAUGCAGAAUUUCAAUUUUUAGUGGCGUGGCGGUGGUGUGCGCUUGGAGAUGUGUAUCGGACCUUGUGUUUUGGGACGAGCAAUUGGAAUUGGAUGUUGCUAUGUUCAGUUUGAUGAAUCAAAAAUUUUUAUUUUUAUUCUUUUUUGGUGGAUAUUUACUGUUACAGUUUAAAAAACGCGGACGUUUUCUAGGUUAAAACUUCAAGAAAUAAUGUCAAUUUGCUCUCCUUUAAAAAAAUGACGUAGAGGCGGAGAUUUUCAGACACCGCAAACGAGUUAUGUGAUUGCGGACUUUCACCGUCGAUAUAAUACUUCUUUUUUAUAGUGUUGCCAUAUUGAACAAUAAUCACCAUACACCACUGUAAUUUAAUUCGUAUUUUUUUGCACAAUUUGGCUAAAAACUUUUGGGCUCAAGUUCCCAUUUUCCUACACUUGAACCUGCGUUGUUUAUCACUCUUAGACAACAAGCUUAUUUCUCAGGUUGAAGAAUUAGUGAGUAAGUUGGAAUUUCUCCACAUUUUAGUAGAUUUUUGGCCAUAAAAUUAUCAAUUCAGUAGGUAGGAUCCACGAUAUGAAAUCUUCAUUUUCAUGCAGUUAGUGACACUAUUACCACAGGAAUAUUUUAUCUCACCAUUUUCCGGUUUCAAUAACCAAAGCUUUCUUAUUGAAAAUACUUUCUCUUCUCCUCCUUAUUGGUGCUCUGUUCAAUAGUACAGACAUUUGGCUUCAUUAAACAUGUAAAUAGAAACCGUACCUGCCUGAAAAUGUUUCAGUAAACGUUUAUUUAUUUCUAUCUUCCUUUUAUUUGUUUUAACACCGUCGCAAACGAAAUAAAAAAGGUUUUAAGGAGAAAGAAUGCUUUUGGAUUCUAGUCAGUCGUCACUUAAAAACUAAAAACUAAUGUUCACAAAAUCACGACGGUGUUGAAAAAGAACGAAGCAAGUAGAAAAGGUGCCACGUUCUCACUGGGCGUAAGUAAUGAAGUUGAAUCAGAGGGGAAAAAUGAGGUUUCAAGAAAGUUUAGUUUUAUCUACCCUUAUUUGUUCUGCCUUCUGUUUCCUUUUUACAGCAGGAAAAAAUGUAACCACUGCAACCAAACUGAAAAAUAUACCAACUCUUUUAAAGAGAAUAUUUAAAUAAGUUGGAGAGUUGUAUAAUAUUUUGCAUUGCCACGAAAUAAUGCUGACAUGGAAACCGAUGUAAAGUCAUUAUGCUCCAUUGAGGAGCUUAGCUUAAUUCUAAUUUAGAAGUUUCAACUCAGAAGAUAGAUCUACAUAAAAUGUCUUUCACUUGCAUAGAUAAUUCCCGUUGAAAAUUGAUGUUGUUGUUAUUUUUUACUCUCCUCUUCAAAUUUUGUUGCGUCUACAUGUACAGCAGGUUUUUUUCCGUUUUUCUUGUUUGGAUUAUUGUUGUUUGAGUUACCCAUUCAUAAAAAGUACAUCGGUCUCAACGAUUGAUGAAUGUCAGCUACUCUGAUCUCAUGUUAGUGAAAGUAAGUACCUAUAAUUAGGAUGUAUGUUAUCAAUACGUGUAUCAAUACAUGAAUAAUGUGACUUUUUUGUAUUAUUAAACGCCGUCACAUAGCUGAGCGGUGAUUCUCAAUUCAUUUGAAAUGUGUAUCUAUUGUCUUUUUUAUUUUUUAAAUAUCACAUUAGGCCUAUGAAUGGUUGAGUAUGAGACUGUCUCUUCUUAAAAGGAUACUAAAGUUUCUAUUUUCCUUUAUACCCUUCAAAAUCUUUUAAACGCCUUAGGUAAGUCUAAAACAAUAGUAUUACAUUUUUCAUACCUGCCUCCUUAACCCUACUAAAAAUUGUUGGCAAACCAUUUCAUGUUGGGCUAAUUGCAAAAUUAGCAUUUUAAAAACAUUGUAAAAUCCAACAUUAAUCACUUUUUGCUUUAUACCUAUACCUACGUUUCCUUGAUAUGUUGAUUAUUUCCGAAGAUGUCACACAUUGCAGAUUAAACGUCUGUCCUGAUACUGGAAAA
Messenger RNA from Bemisia tabaci, 6734 nucleotides. It is a transcript of the gene SP555, whose product is annotated as SPRY domain-containing SOCS box protein SP555. Gene Ontology annotation, molecular function: protein binding. NCBI's taxonomy places the organism in Eukaryota, Metazoa, Arthropoda, Insecta, Hemiptera, Aleyrodidae. Gene Ontology annotation, cellular component: SCF ubiquitin ligase complex. The record is from RefSeq and is a predicted model, not a curated record. Gene Ontology annotation, biological process: intracellular signal transduction; proteasome-mediated ubiquitin-dependent protein catabolic process.